Fraxinus pennsylvanica is the source of this 861-nucleotide messenger RNA. The record is from the annotation of a GenBank genome assembly. Lineage: Eukaryota; Viridiplantae; Streptophyta; Magnoliopsida; Lamiales; Oleaceae.
AUGAGCACGGCUAGAUUUAUCAAGUGUGUAACUGUGGGAGAUGGUGCGGUAGGGAAGACGUGUAUGCUCAUUUCCUACACUAGCAAUACUUUUCCAACGGACUAUGUCCCAACUGUAUUCGACAACUUUAGUGCAAAUGUGGUUGUAGAUGGCAGUACUGUGAACAUUGGCCUCUGGGAUACAGCGGGGCAAGAAGAUUAUAACAGGCUGAGGCCUUUGAGUUACAGAGGAGCUGAUGUAUUUCUAUUAGCUUUUUCUCUAAUCAGCAAAGCCAGCUAUGAGAAUAUUUACAAAAAGUGGAUACCUGAGUUAAGACACUACUCUCCAAAUGUACCAAUUGUACUUGUUGGAACCAAACUGGAUUUACGCGAUGACAAGCAAUACUUCAGCGAUCAUCCAGGGGCAACUCCUAUAACUAAUGCACAGGGCGAAGAAUUGAAGAAGAUGAUUGGUGCAGUUACCUAUAUUGAGUGCAGCGCCAAAACUCAGCAGAACGUGAAAGCUGUAUUUGACACUGCAAUAAAGAAUUUGGAAGAACGGAUUGAAGAAAAUCAGAAUACUCAGGAAAAGUGUGUUGCAGACUCAGGUAAUGACAAUCCGACAGAACUACCAAUAGCAGGUUUUCCUGAUCCUGCACCAAUUACUGGAGGUGCUGACCCACCAAAGGAAGAUGACGAACUGCAGAAUAGAAGGCGGCCUUUUACGUGGAUACAAAAGGCUCAUUCACUGGAUAACAAACUUUCAGAACUUGGAGACGGUGUGGUGACCAAAAAGAGACUUGCCACUGAACUUGGAAAUGUUUAUUAUACCUCACAUACUGAGCCUAACAAUGUCAUUGAGACACUUCGUGAUGAAUCCUAA